GAUCAACGUGUGAACCAACUCCAACGCACGUAAGAACAAAAACCCCACUCGAACAAACAACAAACACCCUCCAAGGCUCCAACAACUCGCUCUCUCUAACGCCCACAUAGAAUCUAUGGACUAACUAAAAAAAAAAAACCUUCUUCGCCUCCUUGCCGUCGUGAUCGCCGCCGACUUUCCAUUUCCGAUUUCUGUCUGUAGCUUCCAUGGCUUCAAUCUCCGGAAUUUGCUCUUCGUCCUCUCCGUCGGUCAAGCCCCGCCUAAAGCCCCUUCUCCGCGCCACUUCGCUCCGGCGAAAUAUGGUGUCGUUUCCGAUUCGCACGCACCGAAUCGGAAUUCCUCCGGUUCACUCCGUCGCGCGGGAGAUUUCUUCCGAGCUCUCGGAUGACGGCGCUUUGAAGAACGAGACGGCGGCGCCGACGAAGGUGAAGAAGAAAGGUCUGGAGAAGGACCCAAGGGCGCUGUGGCUGAGGUACGUCGACUGGCUGUACCAGCACAAGGAGCUAGGACUUUUCCUGGACGUGAGCCGGGUCGGGUUCACGGACGAGUUCGUGGCCGAAAUGGAGCCUCGGUUCCAGGCGGCGUUCCGGGCCAUGGAGGAGCUCGAGAAGGGGGCGAUUGCGAACCCCGAUGAGGGCCGCAUGGUCGGCCAUUACUGGCUCAGGAGUCCCCACCUCGCUCCCACCUCGCGUCUCAAGUCGCUGAUUGAGACCACGCUCGAUGCCGUUUGUGACUUCGCAGGCGACGUCGUCUCCGGUAAGAUUAAGCCACCUUCUUCCCCAGAGGGUCGAUUUACUCAGAUACUUUCUGUUGGGAUUGGAGGUUCUGCGCUUGGGCCACAGUUUGUUGCUGAGGCACUAGCUCCUGAUAAUCCUCCUCUUAAGAUAAGAUUCAUCGAUAAUACCGACCCAGCAGGAAUUGAUCAUCAAAUUGCGCAGCUUGGUCCUGAGUUGGCGUCUACACUUGUCAUAGUCAUUUCAAAGAGUGGAGGAACUCCUGAAACUAGAAAUGGUUUAUUGGAAGUACAAAAGGCCUUUCGUGACACCAGCCUGGAUUUUUCAAAACAGGGUGUCGCUAUAACACAAGAGAAUUCAUUAUUAGACAACACUGCAAGAAUCGAGGGCUGGUUAGCUAGAUUUCCCAUGUUUGACUGGGUAGGUGGUAGAACAUCUGAAAUGUCGGCUGUUGGUCUCCUUCCAGCAGCACUUCAGGGAAUUGACAUUAGAGAAAUGCUUGCCGGUGCAGCAUUGAUGGAUGAGGCAAACAGAGCGACUGUGCUAAAAAAGAACCCUGCAGCAUUACUCGCAUUGUGUUGGUAUUGGGCUUCUGACGGAGUAGGAUCUAAGGAUAUGGUUGUCCUUCCUUAUAAAGACAGCCUAUUGUUAUUUAGUCGGUAUCUGCAGCAGCUUGUUAUGGAAUCUCUGGGGAAUGAGUUUGACCUUGAUGGUAAUCGGGUAAAACAAGGAUUAACUGUCUAUGGGAAUAAAGGAAGCACAGAUCAGCAUGCCUACAUACAGCAACUGAGAGAAGGUGUGCACAAUUUCUUUGUGACUUUCAUUGAAGUUCUAUGUGAUAGGCCCCCGGGUCACGAUUGGGAGCUUGAGCCUGGUGUUACAUGUGGUGACUAUCUUUUCGGAAUGCUACAGGGAACAAGGUCAGCUCUAUACGCCAACAACAGGGAGUCCAUCACAGUUACUGUCCAAGAAGUAACACCUAGAUCUGUGGGUGCUCUAAUAGCGCUUUAUGAGCGAGCAGUUGGGAUAUAUGCCUCACUUGUAAACAUUAAUGCCUACCACCAACCUGGCGUGGAAGCUGGGAAGAAAGCAGCUGGAGAAGUAUUAGCUCUUCAGAAGCGGGUUUUGGCAGUACUCAAUGAGGCCAGCUGUAAAGAGCCCGUUGAACCAUUGACUCUUGAAGAAGUAGCCGAACGUUGCCAUGCUCCUGAAGAUAUCGAAAUGAUUUACAAGAUCAUAGCCCACAUGGCUAGCAAUGACAGAGCGCUCAUCGCCGAAGGCAGUUGCGGGUCACCGCGGAGCUUCAAAGUUUUCCUUGGGGAGUGUAAUGUGGAUGAGUUGUAUGCUUAGUUCAUCUUCACAUGUUAUGCAUGUGUUUUGACUUUUAAACCCAAAAGGAAAUUUCAAAUAAUUUGGUCUUCAUUUUGUCCUAUCU
This is a messenger RNA of Morus notabilis, 2169 nucleotides long. RefSeq names its product glucose-6-phosphate isomerase 1, chloroplastic. The transcript has 14 exons. Gene Ontology annotation, biological process: gluconeogenesis; glucose 6-phosphate metabolic process; glycolytic process. The coding region runs from base 207 to 2084 and encodes 625 amino acids. Gene Ontology annotation, molecular function: monosaccharide binding; carbohydrate derivative binding; glucose-6-phosphate isomerase activity. Lineage: Eukaryota; Viridiplantae; Streptophyta; Magnoliopsida; Rosales; Moraceae. The record is from RefSeq and is a predicted model, not a curated record. Gene Ontology annotation, cellular component: cytosol.